ACUAGGCCAAGAAAAAAAAAAAACCUCUGGCAUUAUGUAAAAACAACAACAACAAAAAAGUGAAGUAAAAAUCUUCCAGAGAAGCAAAGUAGAUGGAGGAUGGGGCAAUGUUACUAUGAUUUGGUUAAACAAGGUGUAAUACGGAACUCUGGUGUCAUAUAUUGCACUCACAGGAAGUGAAUAGAAAAGCUGAAGUGAACUUCAGAGAGAACUGACAUCUCCUUCUGUUGAAGCCAUCCCAGGUUUCAUUGCGACAAAGGAGAAAUUCAAGUCUAGAAGAUGCCUGUUCCGCCUCCUCCACCUCCGCCACCUCCGCCAACAUUUUCUUUGGCAAACACAGAGAAGCCUUCUUUGAACAAAACAGAGCAGGCAGGACGAAAUGCUUUAUUGUCAGAUAUUACCAAAGGGAAAAGGCUGAAGAAGGCUGUUACCAAUGAUAGGAGUGCCCCAGUUCUUGACAAACCAAAAGGGGCAGGUGGCGGAGGUGGUAGCUCUGGUUUCUCCAGUGGUGGCAGUGGCAGCUGUAACAGCAGCAAUAGCUAUGGUGGAGGUGGACCACCUGGCUUAGGAGGAUUGUUCCAGGCGGGGAUGCCAAAACUUAGAUCUACAAGUAGAGAUAAUGAUUCUACAGGAAACAGAGCUCCAGUGUUUCCACCUGGAGGGCGAGCAACAUCUGCAAAGCCUUUUUCACCUCCAAGUGGAGUAGGCAGAUUUCCGGGCCCUUCUGGAUUAAGAGCUCCAGCUCCAGAACCACAGAGAAACCGAAUGCCUCCCUCAAGACCUGACAUUGGCUCCAGGCCUGACACGGGUGCUCCUCCUGUGCCAAAUACUCCAAGACCUAUCCCAUCCAGUCUAUACAACAGGGGGCCUCCCCCUGUGCCAGGGGCCAGCAGACAAGCCAGCUUAGGGUUUACCCCUCCACCUUUCCCAGGAAAUAGAAAUCCAGGGUCUGGAGGAUCCAUUCGACAAUCAUCACCAGUUAGUCCUCCUUCUCCCUUCUCAAACAGGCCUCCUCUCCCUCCAGUACCAGGUAGACCAACAGAAGAUAAGACGCCUCCACCAUUACCUCCAACUGGAAACAGGCCAUCUUUCAGCAGGGAAGCUUCCCUGCCACCUCCCCCACCUCAAAACCACAAGCCACCAAUUCCUUCCACGCCACGGCCACCUGCAGUAUCUCAGGUUCCUCCUCCUCUUCCCCCAAGUCGGCCAGGCCCACCUCCAGUUCCACCGACAUCUGGCGGAAAUGAUGAAAUGCCGCGGCUCCCUCAAAGGAACAUAUCACUAGCCCCUCCUCAACCUCCAAGUUUGCCUGGCUCCAGUCGUCCUGGGCCUCUGCUUCCUCCCCCAGUUGAGAGGCCACCACCUCCUGUAAGGGACCCACCCAGCAGGUCAGGAUCUCUCCCUCCACCUCCACCUCCACUAACCCGAAAUGGAAGUACUUCCAGGGCACUGCCAGCUACUCCCCAGCUUCCCACAAGAGGAGGAUUUGAAAAACCCAGAGCCGGGGCUGCGCCCCCACUUCCUCCUGACAGGCCAGGUUCUGGAGCACCACCACCUCCUCCUCCACCACUACCCUCAUCUGCCCUCCGAAAUGGAUUCCAGGAUUCAUCCUGUGAUGAUGAGUGGGAAAGCAGAUUUUCCUUCCAUCCUCUGUCUGACUUGCCACCUCCAGAGCCAUAUGUGCCUAUGAACAAGAGUUAUCCUAGUAAAUUGGCAAAAAAUGACAAUAGAAGUGGAUCCUGUCGCAGAGAAAGAGGUGCUCCACCACUUCCACCAAUCCCACGGUGAAGUGGCCUUCUAAUUCCUUUCAGGAUGACUGUUAUCCUUACAUGUUUCUUGAACCUCUCCAUGCAUUCAGAAUGCUCUUUCUCCUACAGCACUUUUGAGCACAACUCCCCACCUUUAGGUCAAGUUAUUUCUUUUUAUUUUCCCAUUUAAUUUGGUGAAGCUGAAGGACUUGCUUUGGAUGGCCUGCCUACCUUGGUUUAGAUACAGGCUGGCUGUGAUCUUAUUCCCCAUUUCUUGGCAUUAAGUUCUACUGGUACUAGUGGAACUUGCUUCCAAUAAAGUGCUCUGGGCCUGGGUGGACUAUAGUAUUCUUGCCUUGAAAACUAUCUUUGAAACUUGUUGGAAACUAUCGUUCGGUGCAGUUCUGCUCAGCCUUGUCAUCAACAAGGAGAGAAAAGCUGCCUUGGCUUAUAGCACAAUAUUCUUAGACGUAAUUCCUAGAGAUGAAAAUCUUCCAUAUUUCUAUGCAUGGAAACUUGGUUCACUUUUUAAACUGUAAUCUCUGUGAAAUUACUGAUCAAUUUGAUCUGGCCCGUUUGACCAUUAAAAAAAUGUGGCACAGUAAUUGCUACAUUCCACCUCUAGAAGGAAAUUGGGAUAAUUAUGUGACAAUUUCUCAGGCAAUCUGUUUGAUCUGUAAUGAAUUGUAGCCUUUCAGAGACCAAAAGAAUGUUGCCAUCAAGAUCGCUUAUAACUCCGGUUACAGCUUUCACAAAUUCAUCUCAGUCUAGCUGCUGGGCUCAAUUGGAUUGAAGUGGAGAAUUGAAAAAGACUGUGCACUCGGUCAUUAGGUUGGAAUGCUGGAAGUGUCGUUGUCAUCUUGAGGAUUACACCAUCACUUCACUAAUGGUUAUACUAUCAGACCUCCCUUCUGAGAUGUGUCUUACCCCAAAGCCUCCCAUUUAUAUGUUAUGUCGUUUACUAUACCAACCUGUAUUUUGAUCCACAAAAGACAGAUACUCAAGAAUUAUUUCGUGCACCCAAGUAUCAAAGAAUGCCACUAAGACUUUCUGUGACUUUUUGCUAACAUCUGUAUCCUGAACCUCCAUUUUUAUUAUGGUACAAGUUGAAACUUUUGAGUAUGGUAAGUUUUUAUUUGGCUCAUAUAUGCUUCAAACAGCUUUUCUUUCCUUUUGUGUGGCAGUUACUAAUCAAACAUCCUUCUUACCUUUUUUUUUUACUGUCUCUUCUGAAUGGUGUGCAAAUGUGAUUUAUCUCUAUGUGUGUAUUAAUGG
Python bivittatus (Burmese python) is the source of this 3023-nucleotide messenger RNA. Lineage: Eukaryota; Metazoa; Chordata; Lepidosauria; Squamata; Pythonidae. The record is from RefSeq and is a predicted model, not a curated record.